Messenger RNA from Maniola jurtina (meadow brown), 1346 nucleotides. RefSeq lists its product as uncharacterized. NCBI's taxonomy places the organism in Eukaryota, Metazoa, Arthropoda, Insecta, Lepidoptera, Nymphalidae. The record is from RefSeq and is a predicted model, not a curated record. The transcript has 2 exons.
UGAUGAAGAUCUAGGAAGGAUCUAGAAGAUUCUAGGAAUAUUUAUUGUUUGUAAAUAUAGUUCAUCCCUGUGAACCGAUAGAAUCAAUCACUGCAGUUAGUUACGUAAAGAGACGUUACGUCUGCGUGUAGCAGUUGCUUUGUUUCAGUGUCAAUGUUAUUACAGUUUACACUUCGCACCUAUACCUGCUAGUACAUUUUAUUUACACUAACUGCCAUUUUUGAUUUUUAAAGUCAUUUAAAAUAAGUGACCGUUAUUUAAAAGUGGAUAAAAUACUACUGUGUUACCUUUGAUGGUUAAACUUUUUCGAUCUGAUAGGUACUUCGAAUCUUGAAAUUAGUGCCGCGAAUACCUAAGUACCUACUACUUUUUCGUAAAGGUUUAAGAUAAGUCAAUCUUUAUAAACUUUUUUCAUUUUAAAAGUGGCGCUUCCAAAAUCGAUGUAUGAAACAUACUUAAAUCAUAUUCAAUCUUCCGCGAAUAUCGAAAUAUCUGUCUUAAUUAAAACCUCUACCUCCGGAUUCGUAAACUGGGGGCUACAGUUAAGUUACGAUUGACAUCAGCCAAGUUCGUUGAUAGAUCUUGGAACGUGAGCUUUUUGAAUCCUCGUUUGUUUCCUGUCCUGCGGAGCCCUGUGAUUUCUUCUCUGCCGUGCCCUGCGGAGCCCUGUGAUUCCUUCUUCCCUGCCCUGCCUUGCAUAGCCCUGUGAUUUUUUCCCAAAAUGAUGGAAGACAUUGUAGCCUCCGUUACUGAACUGUACAAGCAGAAGGAUUGGAAAACUAUAGUGGAGUCCUACCGGGACCAUCCAGACAGAAACAAACUGCUAUGGGUGUUCCCCACUGAAGACAAUUUUCAGUUCAUUGCAAAGUGUAUGGAAGAACUGUAGUGCAAUGAGAUUCUGAGUGUUGGCUGCGGCAGUGGUCUCCUUGAAUGGAUUAUUACGGAAGCUACAGGUUACCCAGUGUCAGGGUUAGAAGUAGACGGUGCUUGGUGGCAAUGCAGAUACGCGCCCCCUACAUUCAUACCCCUUCAGUUCACCACACCUGAAUUAGGCAAAGACAUCAUCACUAUGUUACAAAAUUGCAACAAUACAGCUCUACUUUUUUGUUACUUUAACAAUGGGCCAGCUUUCAAACAGUAUGCCGAACUUUUCUCAGGAAAAAUGAUGAUUAUAAUCGGACCUGGUUAUGGGAAAGGGGUCCAUACAGAUCCGAGGCCUUUUGGAGACGUUCCUGAGAAUUGGAAGCUACACAGCUGGCAAGAAGUCGCGUGUACUAGAGAUUUUAUAGCUGUUUACCGUAAAAUUACGAGCUAGUUAUGGAAUUAAAGUUAUAUUUAUUCUCGUU